AUGGAGGACUCUUUUUACCUGUUCGUCCUUGUGGCCUUUAUAAUAACGUUUGAGGGAAACAGCUAUGGCGAAACUGUAGUCACUAAUGCCAAAACUACCUCGAAUUUAACAACUGAUAGAGUGGGUGAUUUGAAAGAAAUUUUAAUCAAUCAGGAUUUGACUCAGAAGCUACAACUCGUGCAAAAUGUCAUACAAGUUAUGAACGAUGUUCAAACAUUAAAGAAUGAUGUUCAGCGUCUGGAAACAGAAAAUUCCUAUUUCAAGCAAGAAUUUGGAAAUAAAACAAAUAUUAUACAAGUGGCGAGUGAUGUUCAAACAUUAGAGAAAGAUGUGCAAAGUCUCAAGACAGAAUAUUCCUAUAUCAAACGAGAAUUUGGAAAUCACUUGGUCAGCACAAGAAAUGAAAGUUGCACACGGACAUUGGAAUGUCUGGAUCAGAAAACACACAUUGCGUUUUAUGCUUACUAUUCUAACAAUUUUAAGGCUCCAACCACCAUUGGGGCAACUUUAAUCUUUGAUUCAGUAGUCACAAACCUUGGCAAUGGAUACAAUAAAAGAACUGGAAUAUUUACUACUCCACUUUCUGGUGUCUAUGCCUUUACUUGGACCUUGCACGCAGCAGGAUCGAACGUCGCUCGAUCAUCUGGCAAUCAAUAUGGAGAGAUGAAUGCGUCCAUAAAACAAAACGGAGUAACAAGAGGCGCGAUUCAUGUUGAUACUGAAAGGAAGAAUGAUGACGCUGUUGCUACCGGGUUUGUUCUUUUGAGUCUCAAAGCUGGAGACGAAAUACAGAUUGUAUCUGAUAUCUUUAACGGUCAGGGAUCUAUGUACAGUAACGAUGAACAUGGACGAACUUCUUUUUCUGGAUUUCAAAUUGCAUGAU
This is a messenger RNA of Saccostrea echinata, 883 nucleotides long. RefSeq lists its product as uncharacterized. The transcript has 3 exons. Lineage: Eukaryota; Metazoa; Mollusca; Bivalvia; Ostreida; Ostreidae. Gene Ontology annotation, molecular function: protein binding. The record is from RefSeq and is a predicted model, not a curated record. Bases 1 to 882 code for a protein of 293 amino acids.